CAGAAGGAAAGAUGAAAUAUCAGAAAGACUAUAAUAAGGAAUCAAUUAAGAAGCUAGAAGAGAAGGUGAUGGAGAAUAAGAAAAAGUAUGAGGAAUUUUGUAUGACAUCUACUGCAGAGAUGGCCAUUGUGCCUGUUGAGGAAGUAAUCAUUUUGAAAAAUUUACUUCAGAAAGAGACUCUUAUCAGAAAUGCUACCGAAGGGGAGCUAAAUCGUCUGAAAACUCAAAUGAAAGAACUGAAAGAUCGGGAGGUAUGUUUUUUUGCCCUUUGUACUUUUCACUUUGCAUAUGUGCCUUUUUAUGCAUCAAGAGAAUCACAUAUCUUAAAACUUCGUAAGAUGUUGGAAGAUGAGGCACAGCAGAAGGAGAAUCUCAAAAGAGAAAUAACCAGAUUGCAAAGUCAACUGCUGCAAUUAGGUUUUAAUGUUGGAAAAAAAACACAAAAAAUUCGUCGAGUUCGAUCUGAGAAAGUUGCUGGUGGUUUAGAUUAUUCUCCCUCUUUCCUGGUUAAACAUCAACAGCAAGCUUCAGGAAAUGGAGAGGAGGCCUCAGCUGCCAAGCUCUUUGAACAAGGUGGAUUGCUGAAGAUUCUGUCGUUUCUUGAACCAGAAGAUGCUGAUGCACAAAUCCAUGCCGUGAAAAUAAUAGCUAAUUUAGCUUGUGAAGAAAGAAACCAGAAGAAGAUUGUAGAAGUAGGUGGACUUACGCCCUUGCUUUCACUCCUUAAGAACUCAAAAGAUGAAGCCACACAUAGAGUUGCAGCAAGCGCCAUUGCCAAUUUGGCAAUGAAUGAAACCAACCAAGAUCUCAUUGCCGCUCAAGGAGGCAUUAAUUUACUGUCAAUGGUAGCAGCCAAUGCUGAAGAUCCUCAGACCCUUCGAAUGGUUGCUGGAGCAUUUGCUAAUCUUUUUGGAAAUGGUAAACUUUUGAUAUUAUCUCAUUUUUAA
Vigna umbellata (rice bean) is the source of this 947-nucleotide messenger RNA. Lineage: Eukaryota; Viridiplantae; Streptophyta; Magnoliopsida; Fabales; Fabaceae. The record is from RefSeq and is a predicted model, not a curated record.